AUGGGAUUGGACUCCAUCGACGAGUCGAAGGUGACUGUAUACGGCGCUUGCUUCUGCUGCUUUAACGGCCUGAACUUGGAAAACGUCGAGAUCGGGUGUGCUGCCAAGGAGACGCUUCUUUGCCUGGAGUGGGACUUCUGCCUCAAGUCCGGCACAGAGAAGCUUCGCUGCUUCUGCUUGGACAUUCGCAUCGUGCCCGUCACCGUCUGCAUCAAGCAGCAGGGCCAAAUGUGCUGCCUGGUCUCUGCUGCCGCCAUUCCACCCGAUGCCGAGGUACCCAUGAUGCUGUCAGUCUGCUUCCUGGUCUGCUUCCCCAAGUUCGGCUUCUUCAAGAAGAUCUCUGAGAUCAAGGGCUAG
Symbiodinium sp. CCMP2592 is the source of this 357-nucleotide messenger RNA. The record is from the annotation of a GenBank genome assembly. NCBI's taxonomy places the organism in Eukaryota, Dinophyceae, Suessiales, Symbiodiniaceae.